AUGAUCGGUAUCAUUGCGGACGCAGCAAGCAACCUUCAACAAGAACGCAAUUUAGAAGAAGUACAACCGACAGGUUCAGCAGCAUCUUCUGCAAACACGCAAACAACCACUACCACCACGACUCGACCUACCAAGAAAUACAAUACUGGAGGCUCAUCCAAAAAGUACAUUCCUAGCUUCUUUUCCGAAGCAGAUUGUAUUGUUGGUUGUAAUAACUAUGAUCCUUAUGACCAACAACCACUCUUAAAUCCCGAUGAAGUUGUAAUUUCUACCAAGAAUCUCAUCUUUGAAAAGUAUCAUGGAGAAAAUCACUUGUUGAGUUCUUUAAAGUACACGCUGAGAGUUUGUACAGUAAAUUGUGGAUUACCUGAUAUGUGGGUGAAAAUUGAAUUAGUUUGUGGUAAUUCAAAUACUCCUAUUAAGUGCGUGAAAAAAGAGAGACGUGGAAAGCGAGGACUUAAGGGAAGAUGUUAUCAAGAAUUUGAUAUUUCAAAGCAUGGAUAUUUAAAAGCUAAAUUAGAAUUUCGUUUUCGUGAAACAAGUAGUGACAAUGCCUCUGACAAAUUCAGACUCAAGUUAGAUAUUUACAAUGAGACGACGUGUUUACUGACCUUUCUGAGUCCUCGAUUUAGAACGGUUGUGAGAUCUCCACAACGAGGAAAAUAUAAAUUAUUGAGAGAACAAUUGGUAUCUCAGGGAAUUACUGGAAUACCUUAUGAAAAGCCUGAGGAUGAAAAAAGUGAUCAGCAAGAUUCAUCGGACAAGUCUUCACCCUCCAAAUUGCAACCAAUUCCACAACAAGAUUCCGCGGUCUUGUCGAAUUUAACUCCACUGUUAGAAGCUGCUGUUGGUUUAGCAGGGUCAGCAUCUACGACAAGUAGCAGUGGCAGUAGUGGUGGAAAACGAAAACGAGGAGAAAAGAAUGCAACCAAUAAAACAACGAAAUAA
Naegleria lovaniensis is the source of this 948-nucleotide messenger RNA. RefSeq lists its product as uncharacterized. NCBI's taxonomy places the organism in Eukaryota, Heterolobosea, Eutetramitea, Acrasida, Naegleriidae. The transcript has 2 exons. The record is from RefSeq and is a predicted model, not a curated record. Bases 1 to 948 code for a protein of 315 amino acids.